Molecule: messenger RNA, 1397 nt
Organism: Metopolophium dirhodum (rose-grain aphid)
Lineage: Eukaryota; Metazoa; Arthropoda; Insecta; Hemiptera; Aphididae
Product: protein LSM12 homolog A-like
Exons: 5
Coding region: 506-1144 (212 amino acids)
Source: RefSeq, a predicted model, not a curated record
UCACGCACGCACGAACAUAUUCUCAGGUCUCAAACACACGGCAUUAUUGCCGUGAGUGCUGUAUUUUUUUUUUUUUAUCAUUAUCUCGUAUUCGUUGAGCACAUAAAGUUAGCGGAUACGUACGAUAUUCGUAUACUAUUUUUAGCCGUCGACGAAAAUUAAUUUCCGGUAAACCACACAAGCGUUUCGUACCAGCGUUGGUCGAGCCGUCUCGUGUCUACCACACGGCACACGGCAGUACGGCUCACGCACACUCACGCAACACAAUUCACACACACACUCGGAAUCGUCACUAUCACUCGAACGCGAAACUGCGAAAGUUAAAUAGUUAAUAAUUAUUUACUUACGACCACGGCACGUCCGUCGGCCGACGCAUACCCAUUGUCGUCGUCAUCAUCUUCUUCGUCAUCGCGUGCGGUAAGUCGCGCGCGCCGUUGCUGCCCGUCGUCCCGGUCAGUUCCGGAAUCGGUGCGUCCGGUGCCCGCGCCCGUUUGUCAAGCGUUAGAUGGCGAUAAACUUUUAUGGGAAACACAAAAUGGCCGGUGUCAACGAGUGUUUCUCCAUCGGCAGCGUCGUCAUGUGCACCAACUGCUUCGACGAGGAGAUCGAGGGCGAGGUUCUCGGGUUCGAGCCCACCACGAAAAUGCUAAUACUGAAAUGUCCAUCUACUAAUAAUAAUCCAUUGUUAAACAACAUCAACAUAGUGAACUUAGCGUUUGCCAAAGAUGUACAAGUUAAAAAGGAGUCCAGUUUCAAUCCACCACCUUUGCCUUCGUUAAAUUUAAAUAGGUUAAAUAAUAGGAUAAAAACUCAAAUACAAGAUAAGAAACGUCAAAUAUCAGCUAUGUCUGCCAAUGUUUCCCCUGAGGCACAAAAAUUGUAUUUGACUAUAACUAAAACGAUUCCAGAAGUAACUUGGCAAGGGCAGAAUAUUGUCGUAUAUGAUCAAGUGAUAAUUAGCCCACCUUACAAGGCUGAUAAUGUCAAAGGCACUGGAAACCAAGAGGACAAAGCUAUUUUGUACAUAAAGAAUAUUGUGGAAAAAUUUGUUAAAGAUACGGCUUCUCAACAAGUUACAUCCACACCAACAACCCAUCGGAGCAAGCCAGCUGCUGCUACUGCAGCAGCGCCACAGCCACAAUAAAGUUAUGCUGUGAUUAAGGGAGUUGAAAUAAAAUUAUUAUAAUUUAUUAAGUCAAGUAUAACAAAAGAGAAGAACCCAAGUAGAUAUAUUUAUUAUACAUUUAUCAGCAAUAUUCGUCUAAUUUCUAUUGUGGAUCAAUAUAACUUUUUUUUUCUGUCUAAAAUAUAAAUCAAUAUUUGAUUUCAAAUAAAACUAAACUCUUGGAUUCUGAAAACUCUUACAACUUGGAAAUACAUUAUUCUUUUUUAUUUUA